AUGUCCAUCAGCAAGAAACAACAAAUUCGUGGUGUAAGAAUUCUAUUAACUGUUUUCUAUGGAUUUCUUCUAUCAAGUAUUCUUUUCCGUUAUAUUAUCCAUGGAAUUGUUGAAACAAUUCGUCGACCAACAAAUCCAUAUGCUAUUUCAAUGAUCGUUCUGGGUAUGAUUAUUCUUAUUUCGAUCGCUUUAGCAAUCUAUGCUACAUGGUUCGACAAUACGAUCAUAAUGUUAGUAUCCGGUAUUGUGCUCAUUGUAGUAUUUAUUUUAACACUCGUUUUUGGUAUUAUUCGUAUUGUCAAUACUGCACCUCUUCGCGUAGUAAGUGCAACAACUCAGAGAAGUUCUGUGAUAGAUGGUGCCAUUGAUGACUCGCAUCAAUCAAACGAUGAAUUAACAAAAUCAAACGCAACUAAAACGGAUUCUUAUGCUAUUAUUGAAGAUGUGACAAAAUUAAUCAUCGAAUUAGUAGCAAUUCUUUUUGCAAUUCUAGCUACUUUCAUUUUAUAUCGAUACGUUAAAUCAAAAUAUGAUCCCGUAGCAACAAAAGAACCUGCAACAACAGCAACAACAACAGUAAAAUAA
Rotaria socialis is the source of this 585-nucleotide messenger RNA. The record is from the annotation of a GenBank genome assembly. Lineage: Eukaryota; Metazoa; Rotifera; Eurotatoria; Philodinida; Philodinidae.